AUUUUAUUUUAUUUUUGUUUUGUUUUUAAAUAUAAAAAAAAAAAUCAUCUGUCACUGGACGUCAGUCCUGGUUUCUCUAUUACUGCCCUUGGGAGGGGGUUGCAGGGAAGGAUUUGGGAUAGAGUGGAGUGGGGCUGCCUUCCAGAUGGAUGUGAUCCUGCCACCCUCUUUCAGUCUCCCCUCAAUCCUCCACCUGUUCCUGUAGGUGGCUGAACCUUCGGCUUCAAGGCCCCGACAGGGCAGGUAUGGAGUGAGGACGUGAACAAAGCUGAGUUUCUGGCCCAGCCCUCAUCUGCCAUUUUCCCCUGAAGUCUUUUUUAAUUCUAUGCUGGCAGGUAAUAGGGGAGUAAGUGUUCCCUGCAAUAAAAGCUGCAUUUGCAGAAUCUGCAGUAUUUUGACUCCCUCAAUCAACCAGGAUAGUCUCAGCAUCCCCUUUCCUACAUACAGGAGAUAGAAAAAUCCUAUCUGACAAAUUAGCCCUAUGCUAUAUCCCCAGGUACCCCUCUUUUGGCCCCUGUGCUUCUCAGUAAAUCUCACUCUCCUCAGGUUGCCCUCGGUUCUAAGAUGUCUAAGAACCCCGAUGCGUAGAUGUAGAUCCACCUUCAAGUCCAUCCUACACAAAACCUCACUGCCCAGAAACUUAGUGGUGAUUGUCCUGGACCUCAUGUAGGAGGGAAUAGAAAUGGGUUGAAGAGCCUGAGCAUAUGUUGAGUCAGGAAUUUCACUUGACACUGGGUAACUUCUCUAUUGGAUUUUUUUCGGACCCCUCCUCCAGUCUAAUCCAGCUGUUAGAGGGUCUUCAUACUUGGAUAUGUUGGAAUUGGUGAGGCAAUAUGUUGUCAUUAACAACUUGUUCUCUGCUGUGGUAGGAGUAUCUCCCCAUCAAUCUAUACCCAAACUAAUAGAAGAAGGAUGGCUUGGUGCCGUGGAAAGAGCCCUGGACUUGAAGUCAGAGGCCCUGGGUUAGAAUCCCAUCUUUGCUAGCUCUGUUACUACCUAGGUGACCUUGGGCAAGUCAUAAGGUCUCUUGGUAUCCAUGACCUCAUCUGUAAAAUGAAGGGGUCAAACUAGAUGACUUUCAGGUCUCUUCCAGUUUUAGAAAUCUGUUACCCUGCGAUCCUGUGGAAUUCACUUCAAGUACAAAUUGGCCAUAUUUGUUAAGUCUACCUUCUGGGGCAUUCUGGUGUAGGGGAGGGGGAAUCAGAAUGUUGAUAAACAUCAGAGAGAGAGGGAAUGGGAGGGCAGACUUGCCCCUAGAGUCUUCUUGACUCACAUGGUGGGAGGGGCAGGAAAUAGAGGUCCAGUGAUACAGUAGUUAUGAUGACAUUUUCUUAAGUAGCUGAAACCAUCUCUCCAUUGCUAUUUGUUAUAAACAAGCAGACAUCUCCUCCUCUCCCCGCCCCCCAUCCCUUUUGUCUGGUCAUUAGGUUGUUGAUAUUCUUAGUUCCUUUUCCAUGUGUGGAUCCCAAACCACUUUCAGUGAGCCAAUCACAUUCAGUCUCCCUGACAGCAUAGUUGGGGUGGAAAGUUGAGUGGAAUGUCCAGAGAUGAUUCAAGAAAUAGGGACCAUAUUAGAUUGUCCAAUUCUUUGCAAGACAGGUAAGCUAUCCCCUUCCCCUCACCAGGGAUGAGGAAGCAGCCAUGUCUGGUUGAGAAGUAACCCUGCAGAACUUGAAUUGUCUUUCUCUAUCCCUCUCCCCAGUUCUCAGCCUAGAAUUACACCUGCCUGAAGUGUUCAUAAAGAGACAAAAAGCCACAAAAUUCAAAGUGUAGGUGUCAUAUAAAGAUUGGGGAAGGAUAAUAAUAGGUGGAGUUGAAGCCGGUAGCCUGUGACUUCUAAGGGUGGGUCUGGAAUAGACAGAAAUGAGGGUAGUAUCUAGUUUUCAAAGUGGAGGAGGGGCACAUUGUAGCCUUUCUUUACUCCAAUCAACCUUCCAAAAUCCCCUCUAAAGGGGCACAAAAUAUGAGUGUAAUUGCCCUGUAAGUGUUUAGCUACUACUAUACUGAACAUAGGUGAAGGGGUGGGGAUAAGGCAGCUGUUAUCUCAGCCAGUUGUGGCUAAAGAGAUUUGGGAGAGGGAGGGCAGGGUCCAACACUGCCCCAGGCCUUUUAGUUUCCAAUUUCUCUGUGUCAGCUGUGUUGCUCAGCUGUCCACUCUCUUCUAGCCCUGUCACUUUAGCUGUGACGCUGAAGGGAGAGGCUAGGUCUGCACACACCAGCUGGGGAGACGUGAGCACCACGGGUAUUUUGGGGGUAUAAAGCCCCCCAGGCAAGAGGACAGAGCCUUCUUUUUCCAUUCCCAACACCACCACCAAGCCUCCUAACCUGGCAUCCUCUUUCCUCCACUGGCUGUGGACUGACGUAGGGAAUCCCAAACGUAAGUUGCCUUUUCCUACUAGUUACCAGACAGUAGCUGCUUGGGCUCCCACACCCCUCAGUCAGUUCGCUUCUCCCAUUUGCCUCACCUGUCUGUUAAGUAGUUUGGGGUGUUUCAGUCAUUUCUUACCCUGAAGAAAGGGUCGGGAUCAGGAAGGAGGUUGGGGAGUUAAUGUCCAGGGAAUAGAGUAGUAGAGAAGGGAGGUCAUAUUACAUUGAAAACUUAAAAAUAGCCAACCCCCAAGGCAGGCUGGGACAGGGCCUGACCUGGAGGUAGUGUUAAAAACCCACUCCCACCCCUAGGCUUGGAGAAAUGAGGGGAGCUGGAAUCCUCUACCUCUGUACUCCAAAGUGAGAGUUUUCGGUGAGGGGGGAAAGGUUAUAUGGGGUCAUAUAUAACUGCCUGUAGCCUUGAAGAAAAGAGAAAGCCUCUAAGAGUCUCCAACCCACCCCAAAAUGAGAAGUCUGUCUUGAUGGAACUUCUACAAGGGAAUGGAGGUAGUCUUUUGUGUAGGCUGUCUUCUGUAGGCCUGCCUUAGUCAUCUCCCAGACUGGACCCUUUUAUGGAGUCCCCUUGUUCAGGCUCCUUUGUUUAGUCUCUCAUUCUGGAAGAGGGGGAUAGAGACCCUCUUUGUGUGAGUCUCAGCUUAAGAGACCUGCAGUUCUCUUCCCAAAGCUCUAUUUGUCCUACCCUACAAGGUGAGUCCCUAGGAGUAAGAAAGGGAGGGGGGAGGGGAGGCAAGGAAGGAUGAAGAGUCUACAGUGGCAACCCCGAUCUUGCAGGAUGACAGAAAAAGAGGUUCUGGAUUCUCCCACAUCCUUCACAGCAGAAGCACCAAAGAGUGGGCUACAAAGGCUGAAGCAAUUAUUCAGGAAGGAGACUGUAGAAAAAAAGGAGAUGGAGCUCCCCCCUGAGCCCCAGGCCAAUGGGGAAGCAGUAGGGGCUCAAGGGGGACCCAUCUACUACAUCUAUGAGGAGGAAGAAGAGGAAGAAGAGGAGGAAGAGAAGGAGCCACCCCCUGAACCCCCUAAGCCUGUCAAUGACAAGCCCCACAAGUUCAAAGAUCAUUUCUUCAAGAAGCCCAAAUUCUGUGAUGUCUGUGCCAGAAUGAUUGUUCUUAACAACAAAUUUGGGCUACGAUGCAAGAACUGCAAAACCAAUAUCCAUGAACACUGCCAGUCCUUCGUGGAGAUGCAGAAAUGCUUUGGCAAGAUACCCCCUGGUUUCCGCCGCGCCUACAGUUCUCCACUUUAUAGCGACCAGCAGUAUGCUUGUGUCAAGGACCUCCUCUCCAACCGAAAUGACCCUGUUUUUGAAACACUUCGAACUGGAGUGAUCAUGGCAAACAAAGAGCGGAAGAAGGGACAAACAGACAAGAAGAAUCCCCUAGCAGCCAUGAUGGAGGAGGAGCCAGAAGCCCCCAAAACUGAGGAAGGAAAACCCCAGGCUGGAAAUACAGAGGGAGACAAGAAGACUGACAAAAAGACAGCUGAGGAUAAAAACAAGCAGCCCGGAUUCCAGCAGUCUCACUACUUUGUGGCCCUCUAUCGGUUCAAGGCUUUGGAAAAGGAUGAUCUGGACUUCCCACCUGGAGAGAAGAUCACAGUCAUCGAUGACUCUAAUGAGGAGUGGUGGCGGGGCAAGAUCGGGGAGAAGAUUGGAUUUUUUCCCCAAAACUUCAUCAUCCGAGUCAGGGCUGGUGAGCGUGUGCACAGGGUGACCCGAUCCUUUGUGGGAAACCGUGAAAUUGGGCAGAUAACGCUCAAGAAGGACCAGAUUGUGGUGCAGAAAGGGGACGAAGCUGGUGGCUAUGUCAAAGUCUACACUGGUCGAAAGGUGGGGCUAUUUCCCACUGACUUCCUGGAGGAAAUUUAGGGGUGCAGGUGCCCCAAUCAAUCCAGGCUCAUAUUAUUCAGUGUCUACUAUGUACUAGGCACUGUGUGAUUUACAAAGACAAAAACAAAACAAUCUCUGCCCUAAAGGAGUUUACAUUCUCUUUAGGAGAGAACACUAUCUUACUCCACUUUGGGCUGAAUUGUGGGGAGGGGUGGCAGUUAGGGCAGCUCAGUUCUAGCUGAGGUUAUAUUCUAAGAGGGCUGGUUCCCCCUUAAACUUACCUCCCUAGUGUGAAACUUGCCGUACUGGGCAUACAGGGACACCUGCCCCUCAACGAGAACACUCUCCCUACUUCUUCCCUGAACUUGCACACGUGUGGCCAUUGAUGUUGGGGAGGAGCAGGAAAGGCCUCCUUUAGAUCUUCAUAGGUUGUGGGGGGGAGCCCAGGAGACUAAGUUGUAGGCAGAGCCCCUUAGCUCAUUAAACUUUUGUGGGAAAAGGGUUGGAAAACAUUUGUUUCUUUAAAUUUAGGAUCGUUUUUCUCUUUUUUAAAUCUUUGUUACAAGGCAAGACUUGCCUGAAAGGGGGGAUAGGAAUCUAUUCAGAAAUGAAGUUGUUGUAAAAACAAGAAAUCAAUUAAAAACAAUUUUCAAAAAUUUGAACUGGCAGCUUAAAAAAUAAAUUUGAGAAUA
Messenger RNA from Vombatus ursinus (common wombat), 4905 nucleotides. RefSeq names its product SH3 and cysteine rich domain 3 (gene STAC3). The transcript has 11 exons. Bases 3125 to 4252 code for a protein of 375 amino acids. Gene Ontology annotation, biological process: positive regulation of protein localization to plasma membrane; skeletal muscle contraction; positive regulation of voltage-gated calcium channel activity. NCBI's taxonomy places the organism in Eukaryota, Metazoa, Chordata, Mammalia, Diprotodontia, Vombatidae. Gene Ontology annotation, molecular function: protein binding. The record is from RefSeq and is a predicted model, not a curated record. Gene Ontology annotation, cellular component: extrinsic component of cytoplasmic side of plasma membrane.